GUUUCAUUUUAAGGUUAUGUGCAUUCCGGUGUUAUUGUUUACAAACAAAUUUAAAUCUAGUUUAUUGUUUAAAUAAAAUGGACGUAGAAACUAAAAUAAAAGAGGACAUGCGCGGCCUCGGCUGUGAAUCCGAUAUAAAAAUAUCUUUAGCCUAUCAAUUAUACAUUCAUUUAAUUGAUGAAAAACUAAUGUACGAUACGGAAUAUUGCUACAACAAGGAUAUAGACGCAUUAUACAUAGUUGCUCGGCCAAGUAAGAACGAAAAAAUGAACAUUUAUGUGCCAAUACCGACCAGUGAAGACAUCAGUAUGGAUAAAAUCAAUGAAAUGCAGGAAAACCUGUGUACUAUUGAAACGGGUCCUGCAAUCAACUUAGCGUUCACAGAGGCGGAUUCAACUACAGUAAUUUACAGUUUUACUAAAGGUCUUAUCGAGAGGCAGAAUGUGGAGAAAGCAGCUGCCAACAGAAAUGAGAGAAGAAGUUUUAUUAACAGUGAAUUGAAAAAAAAUAAAAACAAUAUCUUAAAUGAUGCAAUGAAUGGUGGGAUUGUUGAUGAAGACGAUUGCAUGAUUUUAGAGUAAGGAUUACUUUUUGGUUUGACAAAAUGUACUCCUAUUCAACGGACUUCAAGUCGUAAAACUUUUUACUUGAGCUCCAUAUAAAUUGAGUUGUCAUGAGCGUUUAAAAGUAGUCAGCCCCAGAUAGUAUGGAAGUGAGAAGAGAAUAGGCACAAAUCGUUGUACAAUGUUACCACUAUGAGAAGCCUGUGACCAUCCGAGACCCUGGGUAACUUCUGAUCUUAACAUGUCACAGAAGUUUUUUCAGCUCAAACAGUCAAAUCAUUUUAUCGCCAGAUGAAUGAGAGUCAAGAUUUGGAAAGCAUCUACUAUUCUGUGCAUUUAGAUACAUGAAUGUAAAGGAAUCCAAAAACUCAUAAUUGCAAAUAAAAUACCAUGAAGAAUACUACAGUCUUUCAUGGAAAAUAAGCAUAAUAUGAGGAAAACUUAGUGAGCCUAAAAGUAAGAAAAAAUAUAAUUAUUAUUGUAUCUAUAUUAACUGUAAUAAAUAAAUUAUAUGUUUUCUGUACUA
Pectinophora gossypiella (pink bollworm) is the source of this 1089-nucleotide messenger RNA. RefSeq lists its product as uncharacterized. The transcript has a single exon. Gene Ontology annotation, biological process: tRNA splicing, via endonucleolytic cleavage and ligation. Lineage: Eukaryota; Metazoa; Arthropoda; Insecta; Lepidoptera; Gelechiidae. The record is from RefSeq and is a predicted model, not a curated record. Bases 78 to 581 code for a protein of 167 amino acids. Gene Ontology annotation, molecular function: nucleic acid binding.